ACAUAAGACGCGAUAACUUCGAUGACACUAAAAUAAGCGACCCAUAUGACCGGUUUCACUAUCCAUACUUUGUUUUGAUCGUCACCGAGAAACUUUCUCAACUUUAAAUCAACUUUUAAUCAAUAAUGCAUGGCGAUCUAUCACCAAACCUGCACACACCCGAAUGCAAUUUGCUCAUAGAAGAAUUUAACCAGUGUCACGCAGAGAAUCCAGUUGCAAAAUUUUUCGGUUCUUGCAAUAAAAUCGACAAAUUGUUAAUCGCUUGCUUGAGGAACGAGAGGAAAGCGAAUCAAAGCGAGAAUUUGAGACGAUCAGCCGAAAGACAGAAAAAGUUUCAGGAGAGACUUAAUCGCGACAAAUCGGAACCAAACGUUCAAUAGUGAGAAGACACAAUAUGACCGAGCUUAGUGAUUACUAUUUUAACGAGGAAAAGUUACUGUUCGACGGCAAAGAAUGCCCUUCUAUCGUGUGUGAUUUCGAUGCCAAAUUUCCAUCACAAGUCGACCGAUACUUUACGCGUUUCUACUAUCGCAAAUCGGACACCGGCAACGAAGAUCAUCAGAUAUUGAUUCACUCGAAUCGGAUUUGUUUGGUUGGACUAGCGCCGUCACACAUCGCUUUUGUGAAGGGUAUCAAAUCAGUCGACUUUAACAUCGGUAACAUUGACCGCAGGAAGAAUCAUUGUUCUGGCAAAGGCAAGAAAGGUGCAAUGAAUUUGCAACCGACAUCAGCAUUGGCUAUUGUAACAUGCAAAGACGACACUCAAUAUAAAGUCGUCAGUUGCAUUACUGGUAAGCUAACCGAAGUCAAUGAAAGACUGACGGACAACCCACAAUUGUUGGCCCAAGAAGGUGAUGGAUACGUUGCCAUUUGUUUGCCGAAAAUUGAUAAAGUUGAAGACAUCAAACAAACUCUCAUAUCGGAGGAGGAGUACAGAAAAAUUUCAUCCGACCUCGGUUCCAAUAAUUGAUCCAACUGUGUUCGCUCGAUAGUAUGUGGUAACAAUAAAGUUAAAAGAAAAAAC
Bradysia coprophila is the source of this 1024-nucleotide messenger RNA. Its product is annotated as protein Abitram. Lineage: Eukaryota; Metazoa; Arthropoda; Insecta; Diptera; Sciaridae. Gene Ontology annotation, molecular function: actin filament binding; actin monomer binding. The record is from RefSeq and is a predicted model, not a curated record. Gene Ontology annotation, biological process: regulation of actin filament polymerization; regulation of filopodium assembly; dendrite morphogenesis. Gene Ontology annotation, cellular component: dendrite; nucleus; filopodium tip.